Molecule: messenger RNA, 225 nt
Organism: Alternaria infectoria
Lineage: Eukaryota; Fungi; Ascomycota; Dothideomycetes; Pleosporales; Pleosporaceae
Exons: 2
Coding region: 1-225 (74 amino acids)
Source: RefSeq, a predicted model, not a curated record
AUGCCAGACUAUGUCUUCGCAUACCGUGGUCUCUUCAAAAUGGCGAAGUCCAUCUCCCAUGCAACACGAUCAUCUGCAUUUACUAGUGGGAUCGUAGUCUGGCUGAGGACUUACUUGAAGACCGGUCUUGUGUCGUGCGCGAACAAGAAGCCCGAGGUCUCGCAGACCGAAACUGGUGAGCAAGAAAUCGACUUCUGGAAGUUCUUCCUCUUUGCGCGAAAUUGA